AUGAUAACUGUUAGUACAAUUCAACAUCCAAUUGGACCAAGUUUUAUUUCGACAAUAACAACAAAACAAAAACUUUAUUAUAAUAAUAUAGGUAUAAGACUUGAUUGUUCAGCUAUAGGUAAUCCAUUACCUGUAUUAACAUGGUUUCGAAUAAAUGGUAAUGAUGAUCAAUCAUGGAUUCAUGUUCAAUCAUCAGAAUUCAUAAAUUUAUAUGAUAAUGGAAGUUUAUUUAUUCGACCAUUUCGAGAAUAUUUUAAAACAAUUCAUGCUGGUAUAUUCAUUUGUCGAGCAGAAAAUCCAGCUGGUAGUAUACAAACAAUACCAAUUCAAGUUAAACCACAAAUCUAUGAUACAUAUGAAAUAGAAGUAAGAAAUCCCUAUGGAUUUGAACAAUCAUCUGUUAUAAUAUCAUGUGAAAUCUCUCCGCCAUCAGCUAGUUCUUAUGUAAAUAUCAUAGGUUGGUUAGAAAAAACAAAUAAUCAAAUUAUCGAACUUGAUUUACAGCCAAAAACCAAAUAUAAUUUAUUAGCAAAUAAAAAUUUAAUUAUUCAUAAUUUAACAAAAUCCGACGAUAAUCGAAGUUAUGCUUGUAUUGUUAAUAAUCAAAUCGAUAAUCAUACAAGACAAAGUCGAUUCAAAUUAUUACGUGUUCGAAAUCGUUCACCAUUUGGACCUGAAUUAUCUAUAAUAAAUAAUACUGAAUAUCGAGCUCAAGUUGGUAAUAUUAUUGAAUUACCUUGUGGUAUAGCAUCAUUAUCAAACAACGCUAAAAUUUCAUGGUGGAAAGAUGGAAUUGAAUUAAAUAAUAUUGAAGAAAAACUUUAUAAUAAUUCUUUAAUUGUUCAACUUUCAUCUUCAACUGAUUCAGGAAAUUAUGUUUGUCAAAUUGAUGAUGAAAUAAUUGGACGAAUGACAUCAUACAUUUCAUUAAAAGUUAAUCUUCCAAUUCAAUGUAAUAUGAAUAUUCAACAAACAAAUAUUAAUGCAGGAUCAAAUACAGAAUUAAUUUGUAGUAUUAAUACAAUAGAAAAUCCAUCUAUUCAAUGGCAAUGGUAUCAUAACUCUAUUUCAUUAUCUACAAAACUAAAUCAAUAUAUGAUUAUUAAUGCAACAAGAGAUGAUAUGGGAAUGUAUCAAUGUUGUUAUAUAUCAAGUUCGACAGAUUUAAAUAGUUGUUGUGCACAAACUCAAAUUCGAAUCAUUAAUUCACCUCCUUUUAUCCAUACUAAUUCACAAAAACAUUUAAAUAGUAUUGUUAUAUUACCAGAAAACAAUUCUCAUAGUUCAAUUGAUCUAAGUCUUACUAUUUAUGGUGAUCCAAUACCCGAAAUAAAUAUAUUUAAAGAUGGUGAAAAAUUAUUAGGAAAUUAUUCAAUUAAAUAUCUGCCAUCUGGUGAUAUCUUUUUUCAUUAUGCAAUUAAUAUAUCAAAUAUUAAUGAUACAGGUCUUUAUGAAUGUCAGGCAAAAAAUUUUUUUGGAUCGAUUUCAUCAUCAAAACAUAUUAAUAUAAAAAAACAAAAACCAUUUAUUCAGCCAUUAUCAAAUUUAACAUUUCGAACUGGUGAACAAUUUACUCUUACUUGUUAUGCUUCAGGUCAUCCAAAUUUACAUUUACAAUGGAUUGAUCAAACAAAUAAUGAAAUAGUUAAUACAUCAUCAACAUCUCCACUGCUAUUCACAUCAAUUAAUACAAGAUCAAAUAUCUAUAGCUGUCAAGCAAUAAAUCCAUAUGGUAAAGUUUCUUCUCAAUUAUUUCUAACAAUUCAAAUUCCUGCGAAAAUUCUAUCAGUAACAUCAAAUCAAACAGUAAAAAUAAAUUCAAAAUUAAAGAUUCAUUGUAUAACUGAAGGUGAUAAUCAAAUUGAAUUAAGAUUAAAAUAUCCUCAACUAAAUAAAUUAAAUCUAAUUGAAAAUAAAUCUGAAAAUACAAGAAAAUUAUCAAUUAUUAUUGAUAAUAUACAAAUGUCUGAUAGUGGUUUAUAUGAAUGUUAUGUUAAAAAUAAUUAUUCAGAAGAUCAUUCUAUAUUUGAAAUUAUUGUACAAAAUAUACCAGAUAAAAUAGAAAAUAUUUUUAUUGAAAAUUCUCAAAAAAUUUUUUGGAUGAAACCAUUUGAUGGAAAUUCAAAAAUUUUAAAAUAUAUUCUUAGAAUUCAAUCUAAACAAGGUUUAUCAUGGUCAAAUGAAACGAUUAUUAUUAUUGAUAAUAGUGAUAUAACAAAUUAUUCAUUUGAAAAUAUUUUUUCGCAAUGUAUGAUUUCAGUUAUAAUACAAGCAGUAAAUAUAAUUGGUUCAUCAUUACCUAGUGAACGUAUUUAUUUUCAAACAAAUGUUCAACAAUUACGAGUUGUUCCGUAUAAUCUUACUGCAGUUGAUAUAUCUUCUAAAAGUUUAAUAUUGACAUGGCAAUAUCCAUCAUUUCAAAUAUGUAACAAAUCAUUCAUUGAAUUUGUUAUUGAAAUAAUUGAUCAAUACAAUCAAACAAUUAUUAAAACUCAUAAUUAUCAUUCAACAAUAUUAACUAUUAGUCAAUUAAAAAGCUAUACUUAUUAUACAUUUGUCAUUUAUGCAAGAAAUGAAUUAGGAUCGAGUCCAAAAUCAAAACCAUUAAAAAUAAAAACAUUGGAGAGUGCCCCUCUUGCUAUGAUAGGAGAUUUAACAGGAACUUUAUUAAAUAGUUCAACUGCUUAUAUAACAUGGACUUUUGAACAACAUGGUUUUCAACUUCUUAAUGGAAAAUUUCGAACAUUUGUUGUAACCAUGUAUGAAAAUUUUGAUAUGUCAACAUUAACAGCAAUUGAAACAAUCAAAACAAAUCUUAUACUUUAUGAUCUGCAUUCAUCAUCACAGUACUUCGUAUCAGUAUCAAUUUGUAAUUAUUUUGAUUGCAGUUCAUCAUCGAUAGCAAUUGGUAUUAGAACACCAUCGUCGAUUCUUGAAACAUCGACAACAAUUAUACAUCCAAUAAACAAACCACUCGUACUUAAUUGUCCAUACGCAACUAAUAAUUCUCUUAAUAUUUCCUAUCCAAAACUAUCCGAAACAUACAGUCAAUAUCAAUGUGGAUCGAAAUUAUUUAAUAUUAGAUACUAUGAUAAACCAUCAUCAAUUCGAGCAAAAAUUCAUUAUACAAUGUCAAAUGAAAUUGGUUUAAAAAUUUUUUAUCCAUUUGAAAUAAUUGAAACUAUAACAAUAACCUAUAAAAUAAAAGAUAAUUCAUUUAUCCAUGAAUUAAAUAUAUCUCCACCAUUAUCAAAUAUUCGUUUAACAAAUCUUUCUUGUGGAAAUAUUUAUGAAAUCAUGAUUUAUACUAGUAACCAAGCUGGAUUUAGUUCAACGGAAUAUUUAAUAACAAAAACAGACGGUUCAAUUCCUUCAUUAAUUCAAUCAAAAGAUUUACUUCGAACGGUUUCGAAUAAUUAUGUUAUUGUUAAUAUGGCUACUUGGAUGAUUAAUGAAUGUCUCAUAUUAUCAUACGAUAUUGAAAUAUUUCCAAUCAAAAAUUCAGAUGAAAAUAAUCUUAAUCGAUAUUUGUCAUUUAAAAAUCAAAUAAAUGAAAUAAAAAUUGAUCAUCUUAAAUCAGAUCAUGAUUAUCAAUUAAAUAUUAAAAUUCAUAGUCAAGCUGGUGAAAAACUUGAAAUAAUUCCUUUUCGAACAACAAAGAAUAAUAAUCAAAUAAAACUAAAGCAUAAACAAAUUUUUCUUUUUCUUCUACUUACAAUUAUUUCUUUUGUAUUAAUAUUUAUUUUAAUUUUUAUUAUGAUGAAAUUUUGUCAACAUCGUUUAAAAAGAACUGAAUUAUUCAAUGGUCAAACUAAAACAUCAAAACCUAUGUUUUGUUCAUCAUAUUCAAAUAAACAUCAUCGAUAUUAUCAUAAAAAAUGGUUACAAACAGAAAAUGACUUUACAAUUGAAAAUUAUACAAAUAAAAAUCGAUCAACUAGUUUGACAUCCGAAGAUUCUCAAGGCAAUAUAAAUCCAUAUGCAGUUACGGGUGAUACGAUGAAUUAUAAAGAUAAACGUGAUCAUGGAUACGCUUGGAGAGAAACUGAACAUAAUAAUUGUCAGUUAGAUUCUGCAGAUAUCCACCCAUCAAUUACGUCUUGUGAACGAUAUUUUCGUCCAAUUAAUCUUGAAUCUUCAUUAUCAAAUGAUCAGAAUUCAUUAAAACGAAAUCCUCUGACAAACUAUUCUGAAAAAUAUUUAUUACCAAAUAUUGUUUCAACAGUUUCAUCAUCUGAAAAUAAACUUUUUUCUGCGUUUACGUAUAUUUCAACAUCAAAUCCAAUAACAAAAAAAAUUUCCAAUCAUGAUCAAAGUUUAUCAUCUGCAGAUUCCGGUGUUCAUUCAUCUUAUACUCAAAGUCCUCGAUGUCCAUUACAUAAUUUUUCAUUUGAUCAUUCAUUAUUAACAAAUCAAGAUAAUCCAUUAUAUGCAACAUAUGAUGAAAAAUUUUUUCAAGAGACUAAUUCUGAUUCAUAUAAACAUCAACAAUAUUCAUUAGUUUAA
Molecule: messenger RNA, 4506 nt
Organism: Rotaria sp. Silwood1
Lineage: Eukaryota; Metazoa; Rotifera; Eurotatoria; Philodinida; Philodinidae
Source: the annotation of a GenBank genome assembly